CCUCUUCUCCGCGGUCGUCGACGCACGCGAAGACUCCGAUGGCCGGAAUUGAUCGCCGUCCGCCCUCUCUGGCCUCCGCCGAUUCCCCAUCGACAAUGAGGCAUUCUUCAUCCUCGGACGCAUCGGUGGUAGCGAAGCCCAAGUGCGGCGUCCGGUUUCUCUUCUUCUUCUUCCGGGCCGUCUUCAUGGCGGCCGCCCUAGCGAUCUUCUUCGUCUUCGCCGGAUUCGCCGCCGUCGUCUUGCUGUUAGUCGCGGUGGGAGCCGUUCGCGGCCGCGAGCGCCGAUCGGUCGCAAGCGACGACGGCGGCGGGGGAGCGCUUCGAGGCCUCUCGCCCGCCCAGUUGAGGGGGCUUCCAUGGUUCGAGUUUCCCGGCGUUGCCUCGUCCCGGCUCUGGACGACGCCCGAUUGCUCCGUGUGUCUGGUGAAGUUCAAGAGAGGGGAGAGGUGCCGAUCGCUUCCCUCCUGCGGGCACGUCUUCCACGCAGGCUGCGUCGAUCAGUGGUUGGUUAGGUCUCCGGGGUGUCCGAUCUGCCGCUCCAUCGUCAGCGAGAUGGGGCCGGAGCCGGCGGAUUUCUAGAGCGUUUUUCAUCUUCCUACGGAUUACAUACUUCAUUCGGGUCUUCGCUUGUUGCUUGUGUAAAUGACUAACAAGAGAGCCUUUUGGAGAAACCAGAGCUUCGAGAAAUUGAACCUUUGUUGUGCAUUUGAUGCCACAUUGUUACUACAAAACAGAUGUGUCUAUAUAGAUUGAUUUGUUAGGAUCAUAAGCGUCUUUUUUCUUUUUCUUUUUUUAAAUAAUCCAGAUGCUAAUCCCUUGAUUUACCUACCGGGUGUAAAUUCCAAAUCCAAAACACAAUUUAUGUAACGGACCUCUAAAAUAUUCAUGAAUUUUGAUCUUUUAUUUAUUAUUGCAUUA
Messenger RNA from Zingiber officinale, 917 nucleotides. Its product is annotated as RING-H2 finger protein ATL56-like. The transcript has 2 exons. The coding region runs from base 39 to 578 and encodes 179 amino acids. The record is from RefSeq and is a predicted model, not a curated record. NCBI's taxonomy places the organism in Eukaryota, Viridiplantae, Streptophyta, Magnoliopsida, Zingiberales, Zingiberaceae.